Echinops telfairi (small Madagascar hedgehog) is the source of this 3345-nucleotide messenger RNA. RefSeq names its product mex-3 RNA binding family member A (gene MEX3A). Gene Ontology annotation, molecular function: RNA binding. The record is from RefSeq and is a predicted model, not a curated record. The coding region runs from base 1 to 1518 and encodes 505 amino acids. The transcript is spliced from 3 exons. Lineage: Eukaryota; Metazoa; Chordata; Mammalia; Afrosoricida; Tenrecidae.
AUGGCUGGCCGCUCGGGGAGAAGGAGACCCUGGGCUUUGCCAGGGCGUCUCAUCCUCCAGCCCGGCAGCCCAUCGAGACCCCCACGGCGCACCGAGCGCGGUUCUGCCCCCAUCGCGGCUGCGGGCUUUGUCUGCUCCGCCGAGACGCUGGCCCCGCGCGCGCGGCCCGGAGCCCCGGAUCGAGUCCGCGAGGGGGGGAGGGGGAAGCGGAGAGAGAGCGAGGAAGCCGCAGCCACCGAGCGGCGACCGGCCCCCCUCCUUUUCGCCCCCCUCAUUACCAUAAGAAAGAGGGACCCCGGACCGCUCUGCGCUCUCUACAAAGAGGCCGAGCUGCGCCUGAAGGGCAGCAGCAACACCACCGAGUGUGUGCCCGUGCCCACCUCCGAGCACGUGGCCGAGAUCGUGGGCAGGCAAGGCUGUAAGAUUAAGGCUCUGAGGGCCAAAACCAACACCUACAUCAAGACGCCAGUGCGGGGCGAGGAGCCGGUGUUUAUGGUGACUGGGCGGCGAGAGGACGUGGCCACCGCCCGGCGGGAAAUCAUCUCCGCCGCUGAGCACUUCUCCAUGAUCCGCGCCUCGCGCAACAAGUCGGGCGCUGCCUUCGGCGUGGCGCCGGCGCUGCCCGGCCAGGUGACCAUCCGAGUGCGGGUGCCCUACCGCGUGGUGGGGCUCGUGGUGGGCCCCAAGGGGGCCACCAUCAAGCGCAUUCAGCAGCAGACCAACACGUACAUUAUCACGCCCAGCCGUGACCGCGACCCCGUGUUUGAGAUCACCGGGGCCCCUGGCAACGUGGAGCGCGCGCGCGAGGAGAUUGAAACGCACAUCGCGGUGCGCACGGGCAAGAUCCUCGAGUACAACAAUGAGAACGAUUUCCUGGCGGGGAGCCCCGACGCCGCACUGGAUAGCCGCUACUCCGAGGCCUGGCGGGUGCACCCUCCGGGCUGCAAGCCCCUCUCCACCUUCCGGCAGAACAGCCUGGGCUGCAUCGGCGAGUGCGGAGUGGACUCUGGCUUUGAGGCCCCACGCCUGGGCGAGCAGGGCGGCGACUUUGGCUACGGCGGGUACCUGUUUCCGGGCUACGGAGUGGGCAAGCAGGAUGUGUACUACGGGGUGGCCGAGACCAGCCCCCCCCUCUGGGCGGGCCAGGAGAAUGCCACGCCCACCUCCGUGCUCUUCUCCUCCGCCUCCUCCUCUUCCUCCUCCUCGGCCAAGGCCCGUGCUGGGCCCCCGGGCGCCCAUCGUUCUCCUGCUACCUCCGCGGAGCUGGCGGGACUCCCGAGGCGCCCGCCCGGAGAGCCUCUCCAGGGCUUCUCCAAACUUGGGGGGGGCGGCCUGCGGAGCCCCGGCGGCGGGCGCGAUUGCAUGGUGUGUUUCGAAAGCGAGGUGACCGCCGCGCUGGUGCCCUGCGGACACAACCUCUUCUGCAUGGAGUGUGCAGUUCGCAUCUGUGAGAGGACGGACCCCGAGUGUCCCGUCUGCCAUAUCACAGCCACGCAAGCCAUUCGAAUAUUCUCCUAAGUACCCUGCCCCAUACCUCCAGGCCCACUCCCCAGGGGCCGCCCGAGAGCUGUUUUCCAGUAAGGCGUUUUGGAAAUCAGUGAUUCCAGGGGCAAGGUGCUUAGAGAUGCUUGUUGGGGGUGGGGGGCCUCGGGGAAAGACAACUGUGGUGGCUGGAGGGUGGGCCACUUGCAGAGCCGCUGGUCCCCCAGCUCCGGGUAGGUUGGGAGGGGGCCGGACCAGAAAUGUUACUAGAGUUACAACUCUGAUACCUCAACACAUUCUAAAAUCGGGGAGCAGCUAAGAGAAACUUGUUUUGCCAGAGAUGGUGGCUAAGGUUAAGAUGAAGCUCCUAAUCCUGACCCCCAACCCGCACCCCCACCCCCCAUCCCCAUCUGUGUGUCACCCUACUUCUUCUGGGCAAUAGGGCAAAGGGAGAGGGAGAAUUCCAAUGUGUACCCAGAGGUGCUUUUUCGGAUCUCCAAGCCCUCUAGUCCUGACCUCUGACCUCUUAACAUGACCCUUUCACCCCCAUCCCCACCCCACAUCCUGUUUGAGGAUCUGGUCAAGAGGUUUCAUAACUCUCGGAGGUCGGGGCUCUCCUGGAAGUCAGCAGAAGUCUUCGGGGUGGGGGUGGGGGGGUGCAUGCCGUUCCAUUGAGGGCACAGACUGCAUCUGUCCCUGUACAGCUGGGCUGGAAGGAGCUGGCGAGGGCCACUCCUCAGCUUUCCACUGUCCCUUACCCUGCUCCCUUCUCCUGUUCCCCUUCCUGCGAGUUCUAUUUCUUUUCUUCCCCCGGGCAGCUGUGGAGUUCACUUUUCUUUGCUCUUCUUACUACAUCCCUUCCUGAUCCUUCUGCCCCUUCCAGCCCAGCUUUGAGGGUGGAGAAGUCCGUCCGGGGGAAGAACAUCUUGAUACCACUGAACUUCAGGCACCAGAAAGCCCUCUCCUCCACCUUUCUGAGCAAACACCUUUAAAUUGUUGAUGGAUUAUAUCUCACUUCUCAGUGAAAAUGUGUGGAAGGGUCUAAUACUAGGGUAUCUAAAGGUGAUUCCCACUGUCACCAUCUUUGGGCAUUAUAUUUAGGGAGUACUUCUUGGGCUCGAUUUUCUGGCUGUGGAUCUGGGGGUGGGGGUCUGCUAUUUACAGGAGCAGGAAAGGACCUGAGGCAGGAGAGGCUGGUAGCAGGAAGGCACUGACUCCCCUGCAAUGCCCCCCUCCCUGUACCCCUCCCAGGGCCUGACCUGAAUCCUCAUUAGCUUGCGAAUCAUGAAGUCUCUGUGUCCCUGUCACCCCCACCCCCACCCCACUGUGGCUAAGGAGAGAGACCAGGUCUUCAGAGAGGGGUCCAUCUGAGGUGGAAGUUGAGUUGGGGUGUGGCAGGACCUGAUUCAGUAAUACUGUACAAUCUUGCUUCCCCACUACUCAUUUGGGGUUGCCACUGGCCUCUCGCCCUCCUGGUUCCGCUGGCCGGGCCAGGAGAGGACAGGGAUGAGAGGCCCAGAGGGCACCAGGGGAUUCUUGUACGCAAUGGGGUGGGACUGUUCUGGGUGAUCUCUGAGCACUUAAUGGCUCUGGAGUCCCAUUCUUCCUUGAAAGGAGAAGGGGAACAGGGAUGGGGGUGCCAAGGGGGUUUCCUCCUCUCCUUCCUCCUGUUGUGAAUUAUCUCAUUUCUCAACUUUCCCCUCCAGACCACCAGCCAGGCAGGGGAGAGGAAGGUGGUCAGGGGCCAAGAAAGCUGGCCUGUGACAAUUUCCCUCCUCGCUGCCUCCGUGAGCCAUCCUGAAAUGUCUGUACAAUAGAAACCAAACCAAAUGGGUACCCCCAGUGCACUGGGGGCGGUCUGGG